UCCGGAGGUCGCUAUGAGAAACUCUCUUUUUCACUAAGUGUGAAGAGGAAGGAGAGGAGAGCUCUCACAGCGGUUACCACUCCGAUCCACUUUCUCCGGAGAUUGUCACGGGAUUUCAAUGUUCAGCCUGUUCUUUUGUUUCUGUGUAGAUUUGGGCCGCACAUUUAUGGCGUUUGUGAGUGGAGACUUUUGCCAGGCUCAGCACCUUGCCUUUGAGAACAAGUGAAUCAUCAGCCCCCUGCGGGACUACGCUACCCAGAAACCCCCCUGACGACUAGCACACUGGGCCUAGUGUCUCUCUCUCUCUCUCAUAUAUAUCCCCCCUGGGAUCACGCGUAGUCCUCUGCCUGAGUGCAAACGAGAACUCCCUUCCUCCCCUGAAGCUUUCUGUCUGUACAGUCAGUCAGAAACACCUCUCCUGAAUGGGGUAAUCUACAAUUGUCUCAUUGGAUGACUGAAGGCCGUCUCGCCAACAUGAAUCGCCCUGCCGCUGUUGAAAUUUCCUACGAGUGCAUGAAGUUCCUCAUCACGCAUAACCCUACCAACUCUACACUCAACAAGUUCACAGAGGAGCUGAAGAAAUUUAAGGUAAACACACUUGUGCGUGUGUGUGAGGCCACUUAUGACAAGGCGCCGGUAGAAAGGGAGGGCAUCCAAGUCCUGGACUGGCCUUUUGAUGAUGGAGCUCCACCCCCCACCCAGAUUGUUGAUGAUUGGUUAAACCUGUUGAAGACCAAGUUCCGAGAUGAACCAGGAUGCUGUAUUGCGGUCCACUGUGUGGCGGGCUUGGGCCGGGCACCAGUACUGGUUGCCUUGGCAUUGAUCGAGAGUGGGAUGAAGUACGAGGACGCAGUGCAGUUUAUACGACAGAAGAGACGUGGAGCCUUCAACUCCAAACAGCUUCUUUACCUCGAAAAAUACAGACCUAAGAUGCGUCUGCGGUUCAAGGAUGCCAACGGUCCCAACUGCUGCAUCCAGUAACAUGUCAAGUUGUACACAACUAGUGGGAAAUUCACUUAGGGGAGAAAGUACAAGUUGUGGGUAAUUAUUGUGAUGAUUUAUACUGAGUCAUGGCUAAUCGAUCACAGAUGUAAUGAAUGAAAGCUAAUCUGUGGAUUCACCAGCUGUAUGAAUGAAAGAGGUCAAAGCACACAGACGUGCCUGCCUUCUGGUCACCAGUGUACCAGUCACAGGCUACAAUAAACAGAAGCCCCUCCUGAUUUCCCAAUUGCACAGUCUUGGGUUAGCUCCUUAUUUUUCAUUAUUUUGAAAUUAAUUAUUUCAACUAUGGUGAAAAGAUUUACAAUUGUGAAAUACUGAUGUUUUUGAUUAUGAUAAAUAUUACUGUUAUAAUUGGAAAAGACAAUACACAUGACACAAAUCACAAGGCAGUGUUUUAUUAAAACAACAACUCAAGUUGUUCAGAGGAACCAGAACAUUCCUUUGAAAUGCAGUGCUGUCCCCACCCCCCCUUCCUUGAAGUCACUUUUAAUUUAGGGUCAGACUGGGUUUUAAAUGUCGACUGUAUUUAUUCACUAUAAUUAGUGUGUCUUGUCAGGAGGAUGGUUGGGGCCAGGACACUUUUUUUUUUUUUUUUUUUUUUUUUUUUUUUUUUUCCCCCUCCUUUUCUUAUGGAGCCAUGUUAUUUUCACUUUGUUUUCUGAAUCUCUGGGGAGUGCAAUAUUCAGUCCAGCUUAGAAAGCAGUCAUCUUUAGGACCGUCCUACAUAUACGCACGCAUGCACACACAGAAAGGAGAAUGCGUGGCUAGUUUUAGGUACUUUUCACUCAUCAUGUGUGCUCACUUCUUGCAAGUGGGUCUGUAAAAGCCUUUGCUGUUGGCCAGACUGCCAGUGCAUAUAUACACACAAACUUGUUCAGCUCAUAGGCACACUCAAGGAAGAGACAGGUGGGUGACUGAAAUUGUUUUGGUUUCCAACCACCCCACCCCCCCUUUUUUUCUGUUCUUAAUUUUUUUUUUUUUUUUUAAUCUUUGCCCACAUUUUGACAAUAUCCCAUCUUGGUUUUAAAAUGAAUAAAUACAUUUAAAUGAA
This is a messenger RNA of Pygocentrus nattereri (red-bellied piranha), 2053 nucleotides long. RefSeq names its product protein tyrosine phosphatase 4A2b (gene ptp4a2b). The record is from RefSeq and is a predicted model, not a curated record. Lineage: Eukaryota; Metazoa; Chordata; Actinopteri; Characiformes; Serrasalmidae. The transcript is spliced from 7 exons. Gene Ontology annotation, cellular component: nucleus. Gene Ontology annotation, biological process: protein dephosphorylation. Bases 451 to 981 code for a protein of 176 amino acids. Gene Ontology annotation, molecular function: protein tyrosine phosphatase activity.